GGCGGUGGUGCGUUCAAGUGCAGACUUAAAAAGCCGCGCAACGCCGCCGCUCCUCUCAAAGCGACUCCACCGAACGAACGACGAACGGGACCUGACGCAAAUAUUGGAGCGGUUUACUGCACGUGAUCACUUCCACGCAGCGACACGCCAAAAAGAAAAAAGCAGUGGCUCCACUUCACCGUGGGAUGCAGGAGAGGAGCUUUGCUGCCGCCGCAGUGCACCAUUAGACCGUGAUGGGGGACUCGUUCUUCAACUGCUGUUACCUCCCACCCCAGCCCCCGGGCGAGGAGGAUCCCCACAGGUCCCGGGCGCGCCACGAGAACGCCAUGGCCUCCCCCAUUUCCCCGGACAAGCGCUUCCUCAUCCUCUUCGACUUUGACGAGACCAUCGUGGACGAGACCAGCGAUGACAUGGUGGUGCAGACCGCCCCGGGCCAGCACCUGCCCGGCUGGCUGAAGGACACGUACCAGGAGGGCCACUACAACGAGUACAUGCAGCGCGUGCUGGGGUACCUGGCCGAGCAGGGCGUCACCGAGAGCGACAUACGGGGCGUCAUGGAGAAGUUGCCCACCACACCCGGCAUGCUCACCCUUCUCCAGUUCCUCCGCAACCGGCCCCCGUACGACUUCGAGGUGGUCCUGGUGUCCGACGCCAACACCUUCUUCAUCGAGUCGUGGCUGAGGCGCGCCGGGGUGCGAGCGCUCUUCCACCGCAUCUUCAGCAACCCGGCCACCUUCAGCAGGGACGGCCGCCUGGUGCUGAAGCCCUUCCACACCCACGGCUGCCAGCGGUGUCCGGAGAACAUGUGCAAGCAGGCCAUCAUCCGGGAGUACGUGUCUCGCCGGACGCAGGAGCGAGGGCGCCCCUAUCAGAGGGUCUUCUACGUGGGCGACGGCGCCAACGACUUCUGCCCGGCGCUCGCCCUGGGGCCCCGUGACAUGGCCUUCCCGCGGCGAGACUUCCCCAUGCACCGGCUCAUCACGGAGACCCACGAGAGCACGCCGGGGGAGUUCAAGGCGGUGACGGCGCCCUGGGCAAACGCGGAGGAAGUGGUGCAGCGGCUGAGGAAGAUAGUGACCGAGUAGGACGGUCCCUUAGAGAAAUUUAAAGGGGUCAACUGUCACGUACCUUGAAGGCAACCGGGGUCAUACAUAAAAAAAAAAGUUUUUCACAAAGUGCACUUUUCCAAUGUUAGAUCUCUGCAAUAUUCUUUACCAAGGUGCUUCUCUUUGAAUCUUAUCUUGUAAUGUAUGUCAUGUAUGUUUAAAUAUUAUUUUUACUCUGCAAGCCAAAGCCAACUGGAGCAAAUUAUUUCCAGCAACAGGAAUAAAGCCAUCAACUGAA
Molecule: messenger RNA, 1344 nt
Organism: Nerophis lumbriciformis (worm pipefish)
Lineage: Eukaryota; Metazoa; Chordata; Actinopteri; Syngnathiformes; Syngnathidae
Gene: phospho1
Product: phosphoethanolamine/phosphocholine phosphatase 1
Molecular function (GO): phosphatase activity
Source: RefSeq, a predicted model, not a curated record